AUGGCCAAGCGCACCGCCGAAACCGAGCACGGCGAUGCGCCUCUCAAGGGCGGCGACCGCCCCGAGAAGAUGGACGUCGACGACAACCACAUGGGCGAGUUCGAAGACGAGUUCGAGGACGAAUUCGAGAGCGAAGACGAGAUCUUCGAGGCUGGCGUGGACGGCCGGCCAGAUGCUGAGCGAGAGGCCGAUGAGAAGGCCGCUGACGCCAUGGACGUCGACCAAGGAACCUUCAUCGUCGGACGAAGCAAGCUCGAGCCCGGCCAGACCCUCGCCCCCGAUCUGACCACCUACGAGAUGCUGCACAACCUCAGCACUCCCUGGCCGUGCCUCUCCUUCGACAUCGUCAAGGACGGCCUGGGAGAUGCCCGCAAGGCCUAUCCCGCCACCAUGUACACCGUUGCCGGCACCCAGGCCGAGUCUGCCAAGGCUUCCGACAACCAGAUCAUGGUCAUGAAGUUCAGCGGCCUCAGCAAGAUGGACCGCGGCGACGAGUCCGACUCGGACGGCGACGACGACGAGGACUCCGACCCUAUUCUCGAGAGCAAGUCCAUCCCCAUCAGCUCCACCACCAACCGAAUCCGCUCGCACCAGAUCCCUAGUCAAGAGCUCGGUCGACCCCAGACGACCCUCACAGCCACCAUGACCGAGUCUUCCAAUGUCUUCAUCCACGACAUCACCCCCCACCUGGCCUCGUUCGAUAACCCGGGCACCACAAUCUCGGCUCAGCAGAACAAGCCUAUCUCUACCAUCAGGGCCCACAAGAGCGAGGGAUACGCGCUGGACUGGUCGCCCACCGUCCCCGGCGGCAAGUUGCUGACCGGCGACAACGACGGCCUCAUCUACAUGACUUCCCGCACCGACGGCGGCGGCUGGGUCACCGACAACCGCGCGUUCCAGGGCCACACCAGCAGUGUCGAGGAGCUGCAGUGGUCGCCGUCUGAGCAGUCUGUCUUCGCCUCCGCGUCGAGCGACGGCACCAUCCGCGUUUGGGACGUGCGAUCCAAGUCGCGCAAGGCCGCCAUCACCGUCCAGGUGUCCAACGUCGACGUCAACGUCAUGUCGUGGUCGCGCCAGACCUCUCACCUGUUGGCCUCUGGCGACGACAACGGCGUGUGGGGAGUGUGGGAUCUGCGACAGUGGAAGGCCGACGCGCAGAAGCCGCAACCCAUUGCCAGCUUCGACUUCCACAAGGAGCAGAUCACCAGCGUUGAGUGGCACCCGACUGACGACUCAAUCAUGGCGGUGGCAGCGGCCGACAACACGGUGACGCUGUGGGAUUUGGCUGUCGAGCUGGACGACGAGGAGAGCAAGGACACGGCUGGCGUCAAGGAUGUGCCGCCGCAGCUGCUGUUUGUGCACUACCUCAAGGACGUCAAGGAGGUGCACUGGCACCCGCAGAUCACUGGCAGCCUGGUGGCUACGGGCGAGGAGUUUAGCGUCUUCCGAACGAUCAGCGUAUAA
Ilyonectria robusta is the source of this 1464-nucleotide messenger RNA. Its product is annotated as WD40-repeat-containing domain protein. Bases 1 to 1464 code for a protein of 487 amino acids. NCBI's taxonomy places the organism in Eukaryota, Fungi, Ascomycota, Sordariomycetes, Hypocreales, Nectriaceae. The transcript has 2 exons. The record is from RefSeq and is a predicted model, not a curated record. Gene Ontology annotation, molecular function: protein binding.